UUAUAUAAUCCCUAAUUACAUCUUCCUUCCUCACAAAUUUUCUCUCUACAGCGGCGUCUAUUAAAUCUCUGGCUUACUCACUGUCACUGGUGUUUAGAGAUGGAGAAAUCCGUGUCUCCAACUAAAGAAAAGGUUAGUGAACACAUAUAUGAUGAUAUUGCUUUAGUUAUUUUGUCUAAACUUCCUCUCAAAUCUUUGAUUCGGUUUUCUUGUGUAUGCAAAUCAUGGUCUCCUUUAAUUCAAAAUCCUUAUUUCAUGACUAUGUUUCGAAACAAUUUCUUAUCCAAGGACCAUUCUUAUUACAACGAUACAUCUCUUUUCCCCCCUAAUAGUACACCUUGGAAUAACCAUAACCAUAUUUGUAGACAUAAUUUGUGUUCUCUAUUUGGUGAGAGGUUUGAGAAUAUGGUCAAAUUAGAUUGGCCAAAACCAUUUGAAGACCCUUUUGAUUAUAUCAUCAAUGGUUCUGCUAGUGUUAACGGUAUUCUUUGUAUUCAAGUUGCGGGGAGAGGACCUGAGGGCAUUCUCGGUAAUGGAGAAGAAUUGGAGAGACAUGUAUUGUGGAAUCCAGCUACCGGGGAAUUCCAUAUCACCCCUCCUAGUCCUUUUUCAUUUGAAUCUCCUAGUUGGGAUCCCGUGAUUGAUUUUCAUGGAUUUGGCUAUGACCAAAAAAGAGAUGACUAUAAGAUUAUUAGAAAUGUUACAUUUUUUUAUAGAUUCGCCCCAGAUGUGAAUGAGACACGAAAAGAUGAUUUUGAUUAUCCCUUUUGGGAAAUGUAUUGUCUAAAUAGUAAUUCAUGGAAAAUACUUGAUAUAGACAUGCCUAUUCAUUAUUAUUCUAGCGGUGUUCAUGCGUAUAUAGAUGGAGUAUGUCAUUGGUGGGGUGAAAGUGAAACAUGUAAGGAAGUUUAUUUAGCUUCAUUCGACUUAAGCAAUGAGACAUUUGUUAAAACAUCAAUACCCUCGAAUAUGAGUGAAGCUGAUAUUGACAUUGGUAUUGAUGAUACUAGAUUCGUGUGUAGACACUUAGUGGUGUUAAAUGGAUCAAUUGGUUGGCUUACCUAUUAUGAAGAGGUGGCGCCUACUUUUCACAUAUCAAUUUUGGGUGAAGUUGGGGUGAAAGAGUCAUGGACAAAACUAUUCACCGUUGGUCCAUUGUUCGGCAUUGUGCAUCCCAUUGGAGUUGGCAAGAAAGGUGAUAUAUUUUUCAGAAAAGAUGAUAAUGAAUUAGUUUGGUUUAAUUCAAACACUCAGAGAAUGAAAGAGCUUGGUAUUAAAGUUGACUAUUGCUGCAAGAUAGUGGUUUACAAGGAAAGCUUUUUACCAUUUGCAAGAAAAAUUAAUUAGUUAUUUUCUUAGCAAUUGAGGCACUUGUCAAUGAUUAUUAUGAUUUUAAAUAAAAAUACUGAUUUCAGCAUUGUAUGUGUUUGCAAUGUCACAGAUGCUUUAUGUUAUGCAUUAGAUGUAUAUGACUCUGAUUUUCAGCAUUGUAUGUCUAAUAAUGCUAUAGAUACAAGUAAUUUUAAAUAAAAAAAAUAUUGAUUUUCAAGCA
Messenger RNA from Vicia villosa (hairy vetch), 1552 nucleotides. RefSeq names its product F-box protein CPR1-like. Lineage: Eukaryota; Viridiplantae; Streptophyta; Magnoliopsida; Fabales; Fabaceae. Bases 100 to 1347 code for a protein of 415 amino acids. Gene Ontology annotation, molecular function: protein binding. The record is from RefSeq and is a predicted model, not a curated record. The transcript has a single exon.